AGUUUGAAUAUGUAAAUAAUAAGUCAUAUCCUUUCCGCUAAAACAUGAUAAACAUUAACGUACAUUAAAAUGUAAAUAGUAAAAUGUAAAAUAAUGUCGAUUGGGAUUUCAAUGCGACCGUAAGAAGAUUUACACGUGUAUACGACAGGCUUUUCGAUGGAGUCAACAGACGACAGAAGGAAAUUAAACAAAAAAUGAAGAGGAAAAAUCUAAUGGUUAUCUCUAUACUCGUCGCUCGUGACGUGGAUAUGCGAGUCCCGUCAUUUAUCAUAUUUUAAAACUUUGUUCCGUAUGAUUUCGUUUCCUUCGUAUCACCAGUACAUCUCAUAUUUCUAACAAACCACAUCUAUAAACAAACUCACAACCAUCACUGACAUUCAAAGAAACCAAACACCGAAAUGUGAACCCAAAAGAAACAUUCUUGCCCAUUAUUUACAAACAUUACUGCUAACACGGAAAAUCUGAACAAAACUCACAGUCGAGGGUGGGCGCCUGGGGGUCUCUCUACGUCGGCAGACCCUACCUGGAACGCUGUGUCUCGGCGCCCCAGUCGACGCACCCGAGAAUUUCCAUUCGGACGUAAUCAAGAAUGUGAAAAGAGUCGUUUGUUUAUGAAAAUAGUGCUUAAAUCUUUUUUUCCGUUGAAACAAAACUGGGAAGAUGAUCUGGACAACACAAAAUCUAAAGAUGUCUCCUGAGACCAAGUCUUGGGCGAUGAAGAAGUGGGUGCUGGUGGUCGUGGCGGCCGCGCUUACCGUCUCUGCCUUCGUGGGCUACCUCUUCGUAAGCGGACCGGAGGCUGAAGUCUACAGUACGGUGUCCUUCGAGGAUCGCCUGAAAGAGCUCUGCGCUUCGCCGAAACUGCCGAUGCCGGAAUACCGCGGCGUCAAGAGCUUCUUCGACUUCCUCACCAAUACCGACGCCGAUCACUGCUACUCGUGGGUUGAAUUCGGCGGAGAAAAGAUACCAAUACCAUCCCAGAGCGAAAAAGACUGUGCCGACGAAGUGCGGAAGUCGAAGUACAUUUGCUUCAACGACGAGUACAAGAUGACCCACGACCCAUGCGUCAUCUACAGCUUCGACCAGGACGCCGACUCCCAGUUCGAGCGAGAUAUGGACAUGUUUAGCUGCGAAGUCCAUUCCUUCGAUUUGGAGAAGGUAAAACACGAGCACGUGCACCGAACUGAAUUCUGGAAGGAACACUCCUGGACCAUCGGGGAAUUCCCUUAUGACAAGCCCCUUGAGGACGGGACGUUCGAGCGCCGCCGAUCGCUCGACUUCAUCGCUAAGGCACUGGGCCACACAGGUCGAGAAAUUAAGUACAUCAAGAGUGACCUCGAGGGUCGGGAAUGGAUCCUCCUCCGCCAGAUCGUUACGCAUUCGGAUCUCAUUGAUAUUCGGCAGGCGGGCCUCAGAAUGCACAUCCCACUGUCCGUCAACCAGAUGACCGGGGAAGCGCGCCACGAGUAUUUUGCUAGACUCUUCAAGGUAUUCCAGGGAAUGAGUUGCGCCGGCUACAAAUACGUCUUGGGUCGCCCCAUCAAGUACUACAAAGGCAUAAUUAAAGUGCCCGAGAUGUCCAAUACAACCUUUUUCCCUGCUUAUGAGAUCAACUGGGCUAAAGUCAUCAACUAAUCGAAAUCUAAGAUGCUGUAGCAACAGAAUUUAUGAAUGACUGUAAAAACUGUUUUUUUUUUUUUUUUUUUUUUAUCUUAGUUUAGUUAAACUAAGACCCUGGUGAUAUUUUUUUUAUGCAAAGCCAAGAGAAAUGUCAGUUGUAUAUAACAAUAGAAGUAGUUGUAUAACUUAAAUUAACAUUACACAGUAUAAUUGUGUUUGUUGUGGAAAAUUACAUGUACAUACGGGAAUAAGUUCAACCAUAAACGUCUGUAUGCCCUCACAUUUCAAUAAAGACUUGCCCAUAA
This is a messenger RNA of Penaeus monodon (black tiger shrimp), 1925 nucleotides long. RefSeq lists its product as uncharacterized. The transcript has 7 exons. Bases 661 to 1635 code for a protein of 324 amino acids. NCBI's taxonomy places the organism in Eukaryota, Metazoa, Arthropoda, Malacostraca, Decapoda, Penaeidae. The record is from RefSeq and is a predicted model, not a curated record.